UUACCCCUGUUCUAAAAGGAGGCAGACACUAGUGCAUACGGUUAGAGCCCAUUGAUUUGAAGGACAAGGAGGAACAGGUGAAAUGUGGAAAGUGCAAAAGGUAGUGAAAAAGGGUAGUGUUUUUGUGGACAUUACUGUAGUAUUUACUACAGAUUUUUUUUGAUAAUACUGUAUUUUCUAUAGUAUUCUACAGUAUACUACAACAUUCUAUGAUGUAGCCGGUGACAUGGAAUAUCAUGAGAGACCUGCUUCUUUUCGCCAAGCCCGCCUCAACCCCUUUGAUCGGGGGGAGGAGGAGGGCGGCAAAUCCCCCUCUCGAGAUGGCUUCAGCUGCAUCUGUCUGCCUCUCCAGCACUUUCUGGCAGCCAGCGACUCAGGAUGUCUUGUCUCUCGCUACCAUGAUGUCAUCUGAGGUGUAUGCAGAGCUGAGACCUGAGCUCUUCUCCUCUAAGAGCAGAAACCAGAGUUUGGACCGAGCCAUGGACCUGGGACUGGCAGAGGACCACUUCUCUCGACCUGUCGGCUCGUUUGUAGCGUCGGACAUUGAGCAGCUGAAGAUGGCCAUAGAGGAGUGUAAGAGAUUAAUCCUGGAGCUGCCUGAGCAUUCAGAGAGACAGAAGGACACUGUGGUCAAACUCAUCCACCUACGCCUCAAACUACAGGAGCUCAAUGACCCUGAAGAGGAUGAGCCAAACCUGAGGGUACUAUUAGAGCAUCGUUUCUCCAAGGAGAAGAGCAAGAGUGUGAAACAGACGUGUGAUAAGUGCAGUACUAUCAUCUGGGGCCUCAUCCAGACCUGGUACACCUGCACAGGAUGUUACUAUCGUUGCCAUAGCAAGUGCUUGAACCUCAUCAACAAGUCCUGUGUGAGGUCAAAGGUCAGCCACCAGUCAGAGUACGAGCUAAGCAUCUGCCCAGAGAUUGGGCUGGACCGGCAGGACUACCGCUGUGCCGAGUGCCGCACGCCUGUGUCACUAAGGGGCGUGCCCAGCGAGGCCAGGCAGUGUGACUACACGGGCCAGUACUACUGCAGCACCUGCCACUGGAAUGACACCGCUGUCAUCCCUGCACGCGUCAUCCACAACUGGGAGUUUGAGCCACGCAAGGUAUGUCGUUCCUCCAUGCGUUACCUGGCCCUGAUGAUACCCCGGCCUGUACUGAAACUGAGGGAGGUCAACCCACUGCUCUUCAACUUUGUGGAGGAACUAGUGGAGAUCAGGAAGCUCCGUCAGGACAUCCUACUGAUGAAGCCCUACUUCAUCACCUGUAAGGAGGCCAUGGAGGCACGGCUGCUACUGCAGCUCCAUGAUCGCCAGCACUUUGUGGAGAACAAUGACAUGUACUCGCUGCAGGAUCUGAUAGACAUCUCCAGUGGCAGACUCAGCUGCUCUCUCACAGAGAUCCACACUACCUUUGCCAAGCACAUCAAACUGGACUGUGACCGGUGCCAAGCCAAAGGCUUUGUUUGUGAGCUGUGUAAGGAAGGAGACAUCCUGUUCCCGUUUGACAGUCACACCUCAGUGUGCCACGACUGCUCUGCUGUCUUCCACAGGGACUGUUUCUAUGACAAUUCCACAACUUGCCCGAAAUGUGCCCGGAUGACCGAACGCAAGCAUGACGAUCCACCGGAUCCGAAAGACAAGUAGCCCUGUCGAUCUAAGCCUGUCACUGUGACUGACAACCUGUGGGAGUGGCCAUGGCACUUUUUCUUAUGUUGAGGACCAUCAAGACAUUUUUAUGACACAAACAUGACUAGCUUUCCCUCUUGCUCUCUCUCUCUCUCUCUCUCUCUCUCUGUUGUUUUGUGGGGAUGUUAAGUUACUUUGUUCCAGUUCAGUGGACUACAGAAGAUGGUAGCAGGAUACUAGAGUUUUAUAUGAUCCGGUAAUGAAGUGUGAUACUCUGAGACUGGCUGCACUGUAUAGCCCACAGUAACGCAUCCCUGAGCACUUAACCAAUGUUGUACAGUUUGUUUGUUACUGUGAGAGAGUACUGUAUGGGCAUCAUGUUGCAGGCAUGAAUUGCAAUGUUGGUCACAUAAUUGUCUUUACCUCUUAACAAUCAAAUAUCUUUAACUACCUUGAAGUAGGUGUUAAAUUCCAAAUUAAUCUUAACAAAUCAAUUUAACAAAACCACCAUUCACCUCCAGGCCUUAACUGACAUCGAUAACGAGACCGGUAUUUUAAUGAGGUUAGGUCAUAGCUCUUCAAGACUUCCUCCCUAUGGGCAUGAGGUAUUUCACCCCACUGUUGUGAAACAAUGCUUUACAUGAUGGACAAUGACACUAAAAUGUAUUUUUUAAUAUUUUAUUUGAACACCACAGAAUGAUCUGCCUGAAACACUUAAGAGAACGUGUGGUUUGUAUGUUAUGUCUUAGGGAACUUUAAUGUAGUACCUUUUUUUUUACAGAAUUAUUGGGCAGCCAUGUAAACAACGUCAAGAGACUAAAGUGAAGGAGAGCUCAUUAUGAUGUGCUGAUGAACUAUAUCUUAAGUUGACACACUGUGUGCUGACAUAUUUGGAACUCCAAUUGAACACUGUGCAUUUACCCAUUGAUCAAGUGAUCUAUUUACAGUAUUUUUGUGAGGGGUUUUGCAGCCCGCAUCAAGGUAUGGCACAUUCUUUUCAGAAAUGAGAAAGCUGAUGAAUUAUACUUCUGGGGACAUGAGCAUGAUGAUGUUGACAAAUUAUUUGUUUUAAAAUAAUGACUAUUUGGUUGUGUUGUGUUUUUCCUCUACAUAAUGAUCUUCAUAACAUGCAAGUGUAAUGUUCCAUGUGUUAGUGAAAACUCAGAUAUUAACAUGAAUUGUAAGAUCAUGUGAAGUUGAGCAUGAAUAAUGUAUUAAUAAAUUCUAUGUUGUGAGGAGUGUUUUAGCUGACAUUGUGGCAGCCUUUGCCAAUGUAGCCCUAUGCUCCAGGCCUGUGGCAGAGGCUAAUGCAUAUGUUACUGUGUACCUUCGCCAUACUGAAUGCUGUUUUGAACAGUGUACCAACAAACUGUAUUUAAAAAGGAUUGAGAGGGAUUGUUUAUAUCUGAUCGUCGUGGAAAA
Molecule: messenger RNA, 3050 nt
Organism: Oncorhynchus keta (chum salmon)
Lineage: Eukaryota; Metazoa; Chordata; Actinopteri; Salmoniformes; Salmonidae
Product: differentially expressed in FDCP 8-like
Exons: 13
Coding region: 237-1646 (469 amino acids)
Source: RefSeq, a predicted model, not a curated record